AUUUGCCAAAAAUUGGAUUUAUUGUAAAUUUCGACUUUUUAUAUAAAUUAUAAACAUUAUAAAUUUUUCUUUUCUACUGGUGUGAUCGUUAAUAUUACAACGUGUAAAGUUAAGAAGACGAAGAAAAGAAAAUAAGUAAAAUAUAAUAAACAACGAUACAAAACAACAUUUACAGUUUGAAUAAUUGUGCGCUUUGGGUGUUUUGUUGGUAAAAUAGUUGGAUCACUAAAAUUAAAUUUAUAAUAAUGCCACAAAAGACUAUUAUACAAUGUCCUGCUUGCAAGGCUAAUGUCACCAAAUCUGUAGGAAGUAUUGGUUGUGGAGUAUGUGGUUCAUACUUUCAUCCUAAAUGUUCAGGCAUACCAGAAAACACUUAUGCAGCAAUAAGGAAAAACCACUCCACAUUUGUUUGCAAAUCUUGUUCCAACACAGCUGAUCCGCAAAAUACUACUGGUAAUGAUGACCUUAUAAAACGCAUAGAGCAGAUACAAAAAUCUAUAGAAGAUAAACUAGAACAUAAUAAGUCUGAAAUUAAGUCUGAAAUUGAGUUGCAGAUGAACAAUGGAUUUGCUAAUUUGGAGGCGAAAAUGGAUGGUCUUAUUGAAAAUGUCCGUAGUGAGAUGAGAGGAGAAUUGAACAAAAUGAAGUCUGACGUUAAUAAUUGCUACUCUAUGGUUAAAGAGGUAGAUAAAUCAACCAAUGCUAAAAUAAAUGCCCUAGUCGCCAAAAACAACACCCUUGAAAGGCGUCUUAACAGAGCUGAUAUUCUCAUCAUUGGUCUACCAAAUAAAAUGGAUAGCAUUCGUAGUUAUGUUAUGAAAAUAGGCCAGUUGGUAGGAGUUGCAGUAACAAUGACCGAUAUAAAUCAUUGUUGCUAUUUAAAGAAACAAAAAUGCAUUCUUAUAAAAUUUAACUCCGUUUAUAUCAGAGAUUCUAUCAUGAAAAAAUAUUAUGAGUCUCAACCACUACUUUUGAAGGAUGUGAUGGAUAAUUGUGAUGUUGGUGGUGCUGAUAAGAAUGGGGUUGGUGAUCAAAAUGUUGGUGGUGACGUUGAAUCUAGGAUUUAUUUAAAAGACAACCUAUCUCCUGUUUCUAAAAGAUUAAAAUACAUCUGUCAAAAGUUACUACUGAAGAAGCAGAUAAGUAAAUUUUACUUAAAAAACAUGGAUAACCCAAAGGCGAAAAUUUUUAAAUCUGACGGAUCAUUUGAGUAUUUAGAUAUCCAGCAAUGUGCUGACUUACUUGAUGGUUGUCAACAAGGUGAAGCCAUGGAAGACAAUGGAAGUCAGAAUAAUCGCGGAAAGCAUCAAAAAAAGAAUUAAUCAUUUGUUGGAAAACUUAUUUCCAUAUAUUAAAUGGGUAAUCAGAGGACUUAAAUUUCUGCGAGGUAUAUAAAAUGGUGAAACAAUAGCGUAUUUAUGUAUUAAUAAAUAAAUAGAUAUUAAUAAAGUAAUUAAAAUAUAUAUGAUAAAAUGUUAAUAAAUAGUGUUUUGUUAUAAAAGGUAUAGCCGACAG
Lucilia cuprina (Australian sheep blowfly) is the source of this 1515-nucleotide messenger RNA. RefSeq lists its product as uncharacterized. The record is from RefSeq and is a predicted model, not a curated record. The transcript has 2 exons. NCBI's taxonomy places the organism in Eukaryota, Metazoa, Arthropoda, Insecta, Diptera, Calliphoridae. The coding region runs from base 246 to 1322 and encodes 358 amino acids.